AUGUCUGGCAGGGGGCUGAAAGGGAAAGGAAGAGACAAGGCAAACAGUCCUGGGGUAGAUGCACUGGGUUCAAGCUAUCAUCAGGCAAGUACUAAUCAGAAUGCUGCACUGUUCUCUGCUGUAUUGACUGCCUUCUUGAUUGAAAGCUCAAACAUGCUCAAACAGGAUCCCAAUGUCUCUGCUGCCACCCUGGUUGUGAUGUCUCAGGCACUGGUAGUGUUAAGAGUUGUUAACUAG
Messenger RNA from Rhizoctonia solani, 237 nucleotides. RefSeq lists its product as uncharacterized. Bases 1 to 237 code for a protein of 78 amino acids. The record is from RefSeq and is a predicted model, not a curated record. The transcript is spliced from 4 exons. NCBI's taxonomy places the organism in Eukaryota, Fungi, Basidiomycota, Agaricomycetes, Cantharellales, Ceratobasidiaceae.